AUGACCAUGAAUCGCUCCGUGUUGGUGGUCAAUCAUGGCGCUUUGUCGCUCGCUCCGCGGGGGAUCGAAGCAGAUGUUCGUGGUAAUGCACAGGAUAUCUAUUCUGAUGCGGACCACGUCUCUUCACUUUCUUUAUCUCCACCUGCAUCGAAGCCAACCACAGUUAUACCUGGAAUGCAAGAAAUUUUUACGAGGUUUUCUUCGCCGCCACAUCCUUCGCCGAUUCUCGCUGCUACCUUGGGUGGCUAUAACAGCCAAAGUGAAUGCUAUGUGAACGAAAUGGCUACCACUCGAACAACAUCCAGUUGUGUUACCACGCCGCAGUCGUUAUAUUCAGACCCGAUCAAUUCCGCCGAGGGUCAAAGCAACUUCGAAAAUUCUUUCGAAGCUUCGUCGUCCUCUGCCAUAGAUCUCGUCGAUUUUCCAUCCAGCUUGAUGCCUAAUGCGUUGGAUGAUUUUGAGUCGCUGGGCUGUGAUCCGCAUGCUGAUCAUUUAGCGGACGAGGCGCGUCAGGCCAUCGAAGGAAUACAACCCAAGGAUUGCCCCAUUCAGCUAGAUGAUGAUGAAAUGGACAUUGUUCCCAAUGAAUUGGUUCAAUUUGUGAGUGAGUCGACUCGCCGAAUCCGAUGUGUGGCUACAAGUGGGUUGUCUGGCGGUGAUUCUGAUUUAGACGAAAUGGACCACGAUGCCCGCAUUGCGUCGCUUUGUUUGCCGAUUUUACAGCCACCAUCAUUGAUUUCUUCUCAUGUAUCAGAUGGUAUGCGGCCUCCAUCUCUGUCGCCACAAUCACCGGCGGACGGUCCCCUUGUGGCGGGGAAUUCAGAUGAUUUAACGGCAAUAGAGUUUACUCGAGCCUAUCUAUCUGAGCCAGCUGAUUCUCGUUCCACUCUAAGUGAACCAAAAGAUUUUGAAACCUAUCAUUCUAUUGAUCCUAUGAAUGAAUUCAAGACCAAUUCUGACCCAGAUGUCCCUCCUUGUGAAAGUAGAACACCCGAAAAUCAGCAGACUAAGCCGGAAGAUUCUGUGUUGUCUCGAGUCACAACACGUGUAGUUUCUGCUCCAGUGCUUGGCCAGUCAACACCUUUAUCGAGUUCGACACAGCCCAGCGUCACUUCAUCUAUUCUUCCUCCAGGAGCGGUUCAGCUAAUAGCACAAAGCACUGUACCAUCAUCCACACCCAGCACAUUUACCUCACCUCAGUCGUCAAUAUCAUUUCUCUUAACCACAGAUUUGAAUAAAACCAAUGGUCUAUCCAGUUCUCUCCCACCUACUCAGACAACCAAUCGUAAUGCAUUAAGCUAUUUAAAUUUACCACUGCAAAUAUUGCAAGCAUUACCAAAUCUUCGUCCCGGCAUGUCAAUUCUGUUGAAUGUUAAAAACGAACGGCCUCCAGGGCAAUUUGGUGCGGCUACUUCUGUUGCACUCGAAUCGCAGUUAUCUCCCGUUUUUACAAAUAGCACUGCCACGACAAGAAGUGACAACACUGUCUUCCUAUUACCCGGUUCUCAAAUCCCCAUUACCGGCACCUCUAAAAUUCAGACUCCACAGGGUGUACCGACUCAACAUGCGUGCCAUCUAAAUUCUAAUUUGGGACAGUCCGUGUUGUUCAUGCCGUCAGUACCGUCUUCGGGUGUGAGUUCUUUACUCUUACCAUGUGGUUUAAAUUCUGUGCCUGGCACAAAUCCUGGUGGAACAACAAAUGGUGCUUCAAGUGCACUGGCAGCUGGCACACAGUUCCUCCUACUACGUUCUCCAAAACCGGAGUUGAAGAUACCUGGACUGGUUCAGGCCUCCAACGUGAGUCCUGUGACUUCUGAAAUGACUUUUCUGCUUUCCACCAAUUCCACACCGAAGGUUCAGACAAAACCUAGCUUGUUGUUGAUUCCAACUGCAGUGCCAUCUUCUGGUCCUCAACAGACCUGCUUGUUUCCAACCAUUACGAGCCCUCUGAAUUUCCAACCGGCCAAUCCAAACUUGCUCGAUAACAGCACAAUCUCAUCCUGGGGUUACCGUCCACCAGAUUUGCAGAGUUUGCUAGGUCUCAAUUCGGGUUCUGCAUGUCUGCAAUUUGGAGUAGGGCAACCGACUGCGAAUGUUCAAAAUACUCUGUUAGCAGCUGCAUUAAACCGAUCGAUUUCGAACAAUCUAACAGCUUCGACUUUAACUUUUCCCAUAACAGUGCUCCCUACCAGUCCACAAACAUUACUCAUGUCCCCCUCUACCUCAGUUUUACAACCGUCUUCCAGUUUGAACACAUUACUACCAUCACCUCUGGCUUCAUCACUUAUGUCUAUCGCAACACAGACGGCUUCUAUGGUCACAACGGAUUCUUCAGUUUCAUCUGCUAAUUUAGAUCCGACUUCGAAAUUUCCUAUCGCGGCACAACCCGGUUAUCCAUCCACUUCCAUACCAAGUAAUCCAGCUCCCUCAAACACAUUAUCUACACCAGGGACCAUGAUUACUUGCGUUCCGGCUGCUACAAAUAACACUAAUCCUUCAUCCGUAUUCCCUCCAAAAAAACUUAUCGUUUUACCGUCAGCAGAUAAUCUCUUAUCUUCAUGUUCACGCUCUUCCGUACUGUCCGGUUCUACUCCCACUGUCUCAGUUGCAUGUCAACAAGCAUUCAAGAAUUCUGAUUCGAAAGUUCCCCUUCUAAGUUCUUAUGCACACCGACCCCUGUCACCGUGUGUUCUACCCUCUCCCACCGGUACAACAUCAACCAAAUCAGCGUCUCCAGUUCCCCAAUCAAGCACCACCAGUCAUGUAAAUUGUCGUCGACGUCAUCAGUGUCCUUAUUGUCCCAAGUCGUGUGAACGCAAAGAUAACCUGCAAGCGCAUAUCCGAACGCACACGGGUGAGCGACCCUAUCCAUGUCGGUUUUGCCCAAAAGCGUUCCCACAAAAAGAUCAUCUUCGUGCUCAUAUUCGCACACACACAGGCGAGAAGCCCUAUCGAUGCCCGCAGUGUAUGAAGGCGUUCGCACAAUUAGGUAACCUACAUCGCCAUGUGAAAACCCACAAACGAUAA
Echinostoma caproni is the source of this 3027-nucleotide messenger RNA. The record is from the annotation of a GenBank genome assembly. Lineage: Eukaryota; Metazoa; Platyhelminthes; Trematoda; Plagiorchiida; Echinostomatidae.